UUUUGUGAAAUAAUAAUUUUGAAUCAGUAAAAACAUGUCUUUGGAUAUUCUAUAGGAAAAAAAACACGGGAACUUUAAAGUGAGUUAAGAGGAGACAUAAAAUGUGAUGUUACAUCAAGCUUUUAGAAGGAAAUGAAACAAGAUGUUUCGACUAAAUUUUGAAAUCCCCCAAAAUUUGAACUACAAAAUUGUAUGCCUCUACAAGCGGAAAUUAUUUAAGAACCAGUCACCUUCGUAAGUAAAAGUUUGACAUAAGAAGCAAACAAGUAAUACAAAAAGUGAGAUAUAGAAGAGAAAUAAACUCAAAAUGACUUCGUUUCAAAAGAUUUUUUGUUUUAAAAAAACCCAAAAUAGCUUGGGCUUUUAUAAUGUCCUAAAGCAAAUUGGUUGGAUCCGAGCAUCCGGCUCAAGACAGCCCAAACUUCGUCCAUUCCUGAACUAAAGCCCAUUUAAUUAGAAAAAAGACCCUCUAAUAUAACUACACUAUAAAACUGCUAACAUGUGAAUUAACUCUUACUGAGUCUUGUAUAUCAGUGACGAAGUCACCUAUAAUGUUAGACCAUUUUCAAACAUAUUUCAUUCAUUUCGUUUUCUUUUCAAUUCCUUUUCAUGUUCCUAUUUUUUUUAUCUCAAAACAGCUUAUUUUCGAGAAGAAUCGUGAAAGAAAAAAAAAAGAAUCCAAUGCUAAAAAAAAUAAUUUUAGAAAUUUCUCCGUAACGAGACAUUAAAAUGCAAAAAAAAAACCAGAACCGUGAAGGAAAGCUCGGUUACGUUCGGCUACAGUGGCUAUGUUUCCGUUGAGCAAACGCGGCACGGCGACCAAGGGUGGCCCACAAAUCAUAGACCUGGUCACGAGACACCUAUUUCCCAGUCCCCGCACAAACGCAUGUUCCGGCGAAGAAGUGUCCCCAUCGCCCUCGCACGUUAGCUAUCCAGGCUGUUGUCUCACUGACAAGUGAGCCCGCUUCACACCAACCCCACCAGUCAUUGACCUCCACACGGCGCCGUGUCUUCCCAUGCUUCCACACACUUCACCUACUCCCCACCCACCACACAGUUCGCUUCCGAGUUCACACUUCACACUUCACACUGAGAGCGGCGAGCUCGAGCUCGAGCUCCCGCUUCCGCUGCUCCCGAAGCCCAAGCCCUAAACCCCUCGGGCCCAAAUGCCGACGCGGGCGUCCGCGGUGGCUGCGCUGCUGGUGAUCCUCGCGGCGGCGCUGCGCGGAGCGACGGCUAAGACGACGAUCGAGCCGUGCUCGGGCGCGGACGCUUGCCCGGCGCUGCUGGGGUACACGCUCUACGCGGACAUGAAGGUCUCCGAGGUGGCCGCGCUCUUCGGCGCCGACCCGACGGCGCUGCUCGCGGCCAAUGCGCUCGACUUCGCCUCCCCGGGCGCGGCCAAUCGCAUCCUUCCCGCGGGGACGCCCCUCCGCGUGCCCACCCGCUGCGCCUGCUCCGACGGCAUCCGCAAGUCCGUCGCCGUCCGCUACGCCGCGCGCCCCGCCGACACGCUCGCCUCCGUCUCCGACAUCGUCUUCGCCGGUCUCGCGUCCGCCGACCAGAUCCGCACCGCCAACGGGCUCGCUGCAGAGGACCCAGACGCGCCGCUCGACCCCACCUUGACGCUCGUCAUCCCCCUCCCCUGCGUCUGCUUCAACUCCACCGACAACAGCCUCGCUGCCGUCUACCUCUCCUAUGUUGUGCGAGUCGGGGACACCGUGCAAUCCAUCGCCGCGAGCCACGCCACCACUGUCACGGAUAUCAGCAACGUGAACGCCAUGGGGAACCCCAUUGUCGCGCCCGGCGACAUCCUUGCCAUCCCAUUGCCUGCUUGCGCAUCGGCGUUUCCAAACUCUGCUUCAGACUAUGGAUUGCUUGUGGCAAACGGGACAUAUGCGCUAACUGCUGGUAACUGUGUAGAGUGCAGUUGUGGGCCAGCGAAUCUCAAUUUGUACUGCACGCCAGCUUCAUUAACAGCAUCAUGUUCAAGUAUGCAGUGCACCAAUAGCAACCUAAUGCUUGGUAAUGUGACUGCACAACCCACUAGUGGUGGCUGCAGUGUCUCGUCUUGCAGCUAUGGUGGCUGUGUUAACGGAACCAUCGCAACAUUGCUAUCCUCUGGUCUUCAACCCACAUGCCCAGGACCGCAUCAAUUCCCCCCACUCACGGAGCUGCCUACUGCAGCAAACCAUGGUUUCUAUUCUCCAUCCCCAGCACCAGGACCUGGAGAGGCAGGUGGUGCGAUUCCUGGCACAUCAGUGCCUGGAGGAUCCAAUGUUUCUUCUGCAAAUGGCCCUGCCGGAAGUGUCUCACGAGUGCCUUUGAUGAAUCAACCACACUGUAUCCUCCUCCUUUUCAUUCUUUCCCUAGUGUUGUAGUUGCAGAUGUGAAUUCCUGUGCAAAGUAUUGCUGGCUGCACUUGUAUUGAAACUGGGGGCGUCAUUUGGCCAGUUGGUGUACAAUCUCUUCCUCCUAUUAUUGUUCGGUAAAACCUUCAGUAGAGUUUCGCAUCCUACAGGUUCGCCUGUGCCGAAGCCUACUGAAAAAUCAAGGGAAAAAAAUACAAAACCCCUCCAAAAGUCACUUA
Molecule: messenger RNA, 2590 nt
Organism: Phragmites australis (common reed)
Lineage: Eukaryota; Viridiplantae; Streptophyta; Magnoliopsida; Poales; Poaceae
Product: lysM domain-containing GPI-anchored protein LYP6
Exons: 5
Coding region: 1167-2381 (404 amino acids)
Source: RefSeq, a predicted model, not a curated record